UUGGUUUGCACGUCAGCAGCUCUACGUCUACAGCCAGCUCUACAUAUUCUCCAGUGGUCAUCACUUCCUCCCCAGAUUCAACAACCAAAAAGCCUCUUCCUCGUCUUCUUCUUCUUCUUUUACGUAAGGCAAAACACUUACCAUGCAAUUACUUCAAUCUACAUGUCUUCACGCAACGCCAUUAAACUUCUUUCGGAAAAACACUGACUUUAGUCUCCCCAAUUAUAAUGAACGUCCCACCACCGCCAAGAAGUUCUCCUACAUCACCGCCUCUGCUACCAAGUCCGCCCCCAAACGCGAGAAGGACCCCAAGAAGCGGGUGGUUAUCACCGGCAUGGGUGUGGUCUCCGUCUUCGGGAAUGACGUCGAUGCUUAUUACGAGAAAUUGUUGGCGGGUGAAAGUGGGAUCACCAUGAUUGACAGCUUCGAUGCGAGUAAGUUUCCGACCCAGUUCGGGGGUCAGAUACGGGGGUUCAGUGGGAAGGGUUUUAUUGAUGGGAAGAAUGAUAGGAGAAUGGAUAAUACUUUGAGGUAUUGCAUUGUUGCCGGGAAGAAGGCUCUGGAAAACGCAGAUCUUGGUGGUGAUAACUUAACCAAGGUUAAUAAGGAUCGAGCCGGGGUGCUUGUGGGAUCAGGAAUGGGUGGUGUUACGACAUUUUCCGAGGCAGUUCAGUCUCUAAAAGAGCAGGGUCACAGGAAAAUAAGACCUUUCUUGAUUCCUUAUACUAUUACAAACAUGGGGUCUGCUUUACUUGCAAUGGACAUUGGCUUCACAGGUCCAAAUUAUUCAAUUUCAGCUGCUUGUGCUACGUCCAAUUUCUGCUUCUGUAAGGCUGCUAAUCACAUCCGUAGAGGUGAGGUUGAUUUGAUGAUUGCUGGUGGAACCGAAGCAGCCUUGGUGCCUAUUGGCUUGGGAGGUUUUGUUGCAUGCAGGGCAUUGUCUCAGAGAAAUAAUGACCCACAAACAGCUUCAAGGCCAUGGGACAAAGAUAGAGAUGGUUUCGUUUUGGGUGAAGGUGCAGGAGUACUGAUAAUGGAGAGCUUGGAACAUGCAAUGAAACGAGAUGCACCAAUCAUUGCGGAGUACUUAGGAGGUGCUAUUAACUGUGAUGCUUAUCAUUUGACUGACCCCAGAUCUGAUGGACUUGGAGUGUCAGCAUGCAUACGGAGCAGCCUUGAAGAUGCUGGUGUAUCACCUGAGGAGGUUAACUACAUAAAUGCUCAUGCAACUUCCACUCCAAUGGGUGACCUGGCUGAGAUUAACGCCAUUAAAAACGCAUUUAAAAGGACCUCAGAGAUCAAAAUCAAUGCCACCAAGUCUAUGAUUGGGCACUCCCUCGGUGCAGCUGGUGGGUUGGAAGCCAUUGCUACUUUAAAGGCCAUAACAACUGGAUGGUUGCAUCCUACCAUUAAUCAAUUUAACCUAGAGCCUGCAGUCAAGUUCGAUACUGUUGCCAAUAAAAAGCAGCAGUUUGAAGUGAAUGUCGGCAUUUCAAAUUCUUUUGGAUUUGGUGGGCAGAAUUCUGUGGUGGUGUUUUCUGCUUUCAAGCCUUGAUCAUUCAGGAUGAUUCAGACAUUCUGCAUUUCUUAUAGGAUACAAAUCUUACAAAGCAGAUUUAAUAACUAAUCUCACAUCAAGAUACUUCGUCUUCUUUCUACAAUUGCUGCAUAUUUUCAUUUUUCAAAACAGUGGAAUUUUAUGGGAUUAUUGUGGCUUGAAUAUUUGUAAGCUUUCAAGUAAUGUUGUUGAUAGAGGAAAUCAAGGACUUCUAAGGACUACUUGAAUGAAUCGGUUUCUUACAAUAUGAUUUUAACAUUAAAUUUCCA
Messenger RNA from Mangifera indica (mango), 1827 nucleotides. RefSeq names its product 3-oxoacyl-[acyl-carrier-protein] synthase I, chloroplastic-like. Bases 143 to 1555 code for a protein of 470 amino acids. The record is from RefSeq and is a predicted model, not a curated record. Gene Ontology annotation, biological process: fatty acid biosynthetic process. NCBI's taxonomy places the organism in Eukaryota, Viridiplantae, Streptophyta, Magnoliopsida, Sapindales, Anacardiaceae. The transcript has 7 exons. Gene Ontology annotation, molecular function: 3-oxoacyl-[acyl-carrier-protein] synthase activity.